CGGAGACAGAGAAACUCACGUGUUGUUGUGAUCCUUCCGCAGCAAGACGGGACAGCACGAUACAUGAAUUUAAUAACUUAUUAAAGAAGAAAGCAGAAGAGACAGCGUCAUGGCGAAGAAGAAACGUGGACAAGGAAAAAAUAACCAGGCUAAUACCAAGAGUAAAGAAUAUGAAAGGCCAAAGGAACCCCAGUGUCUGGUCUUCCCACAGGGGCCAGUCAUGAAAGAAGUACAGAUACUUGCAGAUGAUUUCCGCAAAAUUAUGCAGCCAAACUCACUUGGUUGGUUAAAGAAAGGUAAAAUCAGAGACAUUUUGUCAGUAUGCAGACCAAUGAAUUUUACACACAUGGUUUUAUUUUCUCAAACUGAAAGAGGCAUCUACAUGAAGUUCUGCCGUUUACCUCAAGGGCCAACGGUGACAUUUAAAUUAAACUCUUUCUCCAAUGCAAAUGAUAUCAUGUCACUAUUGAAAAAGCAGCCUUGCCUUGUGCCACAUUUCUUUGUGGGUCCAUGCCUCAUGACCAACCUACAGCUCGAGGAAGGAGAGGCACACCUGAAGCUCUGCGCCAGGAUGUUCCUUGAUAUGUUCCCCACUAUCACACCAAACACGGCCAAAACUGAUGCAAUUCGCCGCUGCUGCCUCAUCCACUACGACGCAGAGACAGAACUCUUUGACUUCCGACACUAUGCCAUCCGUGUUGUUCCCUUGGGAUUGUCGAAAGCUGUCAAAAAGCUUUCCAAAGGGAAAGUGCCCAACCUGAGCAAGUUUUCAGAUAUGUCAGAGUUUAUGACAAAGGCCGGGAUGCUGUCAGAGAGCGAAGCAGAAGACGACCCUUCCAACGAGGUGACACUGAGUGAAAGCAAGACGACAGACGAGGAAAAGAAAGAGUCUAAGAAGUCAGCCGUCCGAUUGGUAGAGCUGGGCCCUAGAGUGUCUUUGGAGUUGUGGAAGAUUGAAGAGGGGCUACUGGAUGGCUUAGUUCUAUACCAUCGCAUCAUUAAAAGAACACCAGAGGAGAAGCUGGAGUUAGAGAAGCGCAGAGAAAUGACAAAGCAAGUAAGAGAGCAGCGAAAGAGAGAACAAGAGCGCAAUGUCAGGGCCAAGAUGAAAAGAAUUGAGGAGCACAGGCAGAAGUGCCUCAAUGGUAUGAGGGACAGGCCCAAACUGGAGAACAACGAUAAUUACGAGGAGGACAACGAUGUCGAUUAUUUCAGGGAGGAGGUUGGCGAGGAGCCUGAUGAAGCUCUUUUCGACAAAAAGCGUAUUGGCAAGAAGCGCAAGACAGAGGCGGAAGAAAGGACUCAGAAGAAGGUUAAGAAAUUCCAAGAGAAGAAAAUGCCAAGGGCCCACUAUGACAGUGAUGAUGAUGGCGGCGGCCGCAGUCGAGGCAAGCCUAAGCAUAAAGAGGGCGGAAAGCAUGGAAAGGGAAGGGGGAAGGUUGGUUUCAAAACCCAUGAGAAGAUCAGGAAAGCAAAACCAACUGGUAUGAAAAUGAAGAAAAAGGGCUUCAAGAGGAAAUAACUGCAUGGUUGACCAUUGUAGACAUAUUCUUAAGGACAAGACGUUAAUUUUGAUGAAUGUUAUCUUGUAGCUAACAAAUGUGAGAUUUUGUUAAUAAAUUAUAUAUAUUCC
Molecule: messenger RNA, 1633 nt
Organism: Penaeus chinensis
Lineage: Eukaryota; Metazoa; Arthropoda; Malacostraca; Decapoda; Penaeidae
Product: protein Peter pan-like
Exons: 9
Coding region: 110-1522 (470 amino acids)
Biological process (GO): ribosomal large subunit assembly; rRNA processing
Cellular component (GO): preribosome, large subunit precursor
Molecular function (GO): rRNA binding
Source: RefSeq, a predicted model, not a curated record